Molecule: messenger RNA, 568 nt
Organism: Hyla sarda
Lineage: Eukaryota; Metazoa; Chordata; Amphibia; Anura; Hylidae
Product: natriuretic peptides A-like
Exons: 3
Coding region: 1-480 (159 amino acids)
Biological process (GO): cGMP biosynthetic process; receptor guanylyl cyclase signaling pathway; neuropeptide signaling pathway
Cellular component (GO): nucleus; cytoplasm; extracellular region
Molecular function (GO): hormone activity; hormone receptor binding
Source: RefSeq, a predicted model, not a curated record
AUGGGGACCUCAAUCGUUGCCUACUUUACUUGCCUUCUGCUUCUUCUGACAUUGACCAAGGUCCAUGGAGGUCCAGUCUACAGCUCCAUGAUAUCGUCAGACCUGUCCGACCUUAAGGGUCUCCUGGAACGCCUAGAAGACAAACUCCCGGCAGAAGAACCAGAAGUCCCAGCUCAAGAUUUAUUUAUGGGAAACUAUGACUCAUUGGAUUCCAUCCAGUCUUCUAAUUCAGCCCCAUCCUGGCCCGGGGAAGGGUCCCGGCCCCCCGCAGACCUGGGCUAUAACAGAGGGUCCUGGGCCCAACCUGAUAGGGUGUCCCCCCUGAAGAACAAGCUGCGAGAGCUGCUGAACGCCCCCCGGAGCAUGAGGCGGUCCUCGGAUUGCUUUGGGUCUCGGAUUGACAGAAUUGGAGCUCAGAGUGGCAUGGGAUGCGGCCGCAGGUUUUCAAGAGAAAGCGAAGCACAAAAUGUACAGGAUUAAAAGACCAAUCGGAGACGACUGCAAGAGGCCCUGCCCGUCAUAAGGGACUAAUAUAUUAAUAAUACAUAAUAAUAAUAAAAUAAUAAUA